CGUAGCUGUUUUACCGCGUCAAUCCAAUUCAUUCAGUAGUCAUGUUUUCAAUCCAUCCACUAAAAGAAAAGUCACUCCAAUAUACAGCCGCGCUUACAAGUCUAUUGGCAACUAUAUCUAGUGGUUUACACUUAGGAUGGACUUCACCUUACUUACAAUUUCUUCUAAGCAAAGAUUCCCCAAUUCCAAUGACUAACGAUCAAUCGGCAUGGGUGGCAACGGUGUACAUGGUUGGGGGUCCUUUCGGAGCCCUUUUUACUGGUGCCGUCUUGGACCUAAUAGGAAGAAAAACUGUAUUAUUAGCGUCAAGUUUGGCAUUCUUUGUGUCGUGGAUGUUAAUAGCGUUUGCAACAACACUACAUGAACUCUUAAUUGGUCGAUUUUUUGCGGGUUUUUGUGAUGGAUUAAUAUUCGGUGCGAUCCCAAUUUAUUUUGGAGAAAUUUUGUAUCCUGAAAUACGCGGGCUAUUGGGUUGCAGCAUUACAAUCGCUUUUCAGAUAGGAACUGUACUUAUGAACGUUAUCGGCUCAUAUCUUACCAUUCGAGAUUCCGCGUUGGUGUUUUCAGUGAUACCAGUGCUUUUUCUUGUAACGUUCAUUUGGAUGCCGGAGUCUCCGAAUUACUUUUUAAUUAAAGGCAAAACGGCAAAAGCGAAACGUUGUUUAGUUGCACUUAAAGGCGAACGUGCUGACGAAACAAUGAGUUCAAUUUCGAUGGCAAUUGAAAAAGAAAAUUUAAAACGCACCCGAUUCGCUGACCUGUUCAAAAAAGUUAAUAGACGAAGUUUGCUCAUUGUGAUAGCACUACGCAUGACACAAGAAUUUAGUGGCGUGGUCGCAUUUACGUUCUAUGCCCAAACGAUAUUUGAAGAGGCUGGAGAUGCAAUUUCACCAUUGUUAUCUACUGUUAUCUUCUAUGUGGUACAAAUUGUAUUUUCCUUCAUAAGUUCACUGUUCGUGGACAAAAUCGGAAGAAGGCCUUUACUGAUAACUUCCACGGUAGGAUCAGGUGUUACUUUACUAGGAGGAGGAAUAUUUUUCCUGAUGAGAGAUGUAGUGGUACUAGAUACCGCCUCAAUUACCUGGUUACCAACUGUCAUUUUAAUUAUAUUUAUUAUUAGUUUUAGUUUAGGCUUACAAACUAUGCCUCUCUUCAUUGGGUCGGAGAUUUUCCCAACGAAUGUUAAAGCAUAUGCUGGCGCUAUUUCUGAUGUGUUUUAUUAUGCUUUUGCUGGAAUUUCCUCUAAGUAUUUUCAGUUCACCAAAGAUGAAUACGGAAUGUAUGUUCCAUUCUUUUCUUUUGCAAUUUGCUGUGGCGUUGGAUUAAUUCUCAUAAUAUAUUUUGUACCUGAAUCUAAAAAUAAAACUUUAGAACAGAUCCAAACAGAACUAAAUACCAUACAACAGACUGCAAAAUGAAAGAUAAUUCUUUGGUCAUUGCAUUAAUAAUUAAUAAAUUUCCUAAUCAUUAUCCUUUGCGAUAAUUUAAUGAGAGUUUUGCGUGAUCGUUUACUUAAAUUUCCCUUUAAGGCAAAUUAAGAGAAGCUCCCCCUCCA
Molecule: messenger RNA, 1555 nt
Organism: Photinus pyralis (common eastern firefly)
Lineage: Eukaryota; Metazoa; Arthropoda; Insecta; Coleoptera; Lampyridae
Product: facilitated trehalose transporter Tret1-like
Exons: 2
Coding region: 42-1418 (458 amino acids)
Biological process (GO): transmembrane transport
Cellular component (GO): membrane
Molecular function (GO): transmembrane transporter activity
Source: RefSeq, a predicted model, not a curated record